Messenger RNA from Mesorhabditis spiculigera, 555 nucleotides. The record is from the annotation of a GenBank genome assembly. NCBI's taxonomy places the organism in Eukaryota, Metazoa, Nematoda, Chromadorea, Rhabditida, Rhabditidae.
AUGGGAUACACGCCGUCGAUGCGGGAUCGAUGCCUCGGAGGACGGAUGCACGUUCGAACAGCGAUGCGCCUGUUCGUCAUCGUCGGUAUCUGCGCCAUCCUCGCCCUGGCCGCCGUGCUGUACGUCAAGUUCAGAAAGGCCUCGUUCGUGCUGCUCAUCCCGAGCUCGGUGGUCGGGCUGACGAUCGCGGCGCUGCUCACCGAACGUCACCGAUUUGUCUGGCCGAUCAUCGUCCAAUCGUGUUUCCACGUUGGGCUGUCGGUGUACGCGCUGCUCAUCUUCUCCUUCUACUUCUUCAUCAAGCCCCUCUACAUCCUGAUGAUCACCAACUGGAUGUUUAAAACAAUGUACUCGGAGAAGAACGCGGUGUUCUACGGUGAGAGCACCGCCAUCUACGCCGCCCUGUUCACCUUCCUCGGCUACAACUUGUGGCAGGCCCGCGUCUCGUUCGCCUACCGCAACCACCUCCUCCGCAACGCCAACUUCGCCACGCCCAGCCAGAAGCCGACGGUGGUCGUCGUCAACAAGCCGGUAGAGUACGUUUCUACGCAUUAU